Arachis ipaensis is the source of this 1831-nucleotide messenger RNA. RefSeq names its product elongation factor Tu, chloroplastic. Gene Ontology annotation, molecular function: translation elongation factor activity; GTPase activity; GTP binding. The record is from RefSeq and is a predicted model, not a curated record. Gene Ontology annotation, biological process: mitochondrial translational elongation. Gene Ontology annotation, cellular component: mitochondrion. NCBI's taxonomy places the organism in Eukaryota, Viridiplantae, Streptophyta, Magnoliopsida, Fabales, Fabaceae.
AAUGGAUAGGAAAUGGGGAAUUUAAGCUAAGGUCCUCCACUUUUGUCCUACAUUUUACAUAACAGAUUUCCCCCAAAUUCCCACCUAUCCUCUUCCAAUCCCCUUAACCCCCAUACUCUCCACACUCCCUUGACCUUGAGUCGCUUCUCCAAUGGCAAUUACUUCAAUAGCAGCAGCUGCUUCUUCAUCAAAGCUAUUUUGCCCGCAUGCCCCUCCAUCUUCAUCUUCCACUUCCACUUCCACUUGCCUCUUCAGAACAGCCACCCACCUCUCCUCUUCUUUCCUCAAACCCUCCAUAAUCCUCCACUUAACUCCUUAUUCCUCCUCCUCUGCCGUCACCACCACCACCACCACCACCCCCUACCGCCGCCGCUCCCACACUGUCCGCGCUGCCCGCGGCAAGUUUGAGCGCAAGAAGCCACACGUCAACAUCGGCACCAUAGGCCAUGUCGACCACGGCAAGACCACCCUCACCGCCGCACUCACCAUGGCCCUCGCCGCCCUCGGCAACAGCGCUCCCAAGAAAUACGAGGCAUCACUAUCAACACUGCUACCGUCGAGUACGAGACCGAGAACCGCCACUACGCCCACGUGGACUGCCCCGGCCACGCUGACUACGUCAAGAAUAUGAUCACCGGUGCCGCACAAAUGGACGGCGCCAUCCUCGUCGUCUCCGGCGCCGACGGCCCCAUGCCUCAGACCAAGGAGCACAUCCUCCUCGCCAAGCAGGUUGGUGUCCCCAACAUGGUGGUUUUCCUCAACAAGCAGGACCAGGUGGAUGAUGAGGAGCUUCUUGAGCUUGUGGAGCUCGAGGUUCGUGAGCUUCUCUCCUCGUACGAGUUUCCCGGCGAUGAAGUCCCCAUUAUCUCAGGUUCGGCCCUUCUAGCAUUGGAAGCUUUGAUGGCGAACCCUGCCAUCAAGCGUGGUGACAACGAGUGGGUGGACAAGAUUUAUGCCCUCAUGGAUGCCGUGGAUAACUACAUUCCCAUCCCUCAGCGCCAAACGGACCUUCCCUUCUUGCUUGCCAUCGAAGAUGUGUUCUCCAUUACAGGUCGUGGGACUGUGGCUACCGGAAGGGUUGAGAGAGGGACUAUUAAGGUUGGGGAAACUGUUGAGAUUGUUGGUGUGAGGGAGACUAGGAGCACUACUGUCACUGGUGUGGAGAUGUUCCAGAAGAUUCUAGAUGAGGCAAUGGCUGGUGAUAAUGUGGGGUUGUUGCUUAGAGGUAUUCAGAAGGUUGAUAUUCAAAGAGGAAUGGUGUUAGCUAAGCCGGGGACUAUUACCCCGCACACUAAGUUUUCUGCCAUUGUGUAUGUUUUGAAGAAGGAAGAAGGAGGGAGGCACUCACCAUUCUUUGCUGGAUACCGACCGCAGUUUUACAUGAGGACCACUGAUGUGACUGGGAAAGUGACGUCGAUUAUGAAUGAUAAGGAUGAGGAGUCCAAGAUGGUGAUGCCAGGGGACAGGGUUAAGAUGGUGGUGGAGCUUAUAGUACCUGUGGCUUGUGAGCAAGGGAUGAGGUUUGCUAUUCGGGAAGGAGGGAAAACUGUGGGAGCUGGUGUCAUCCAAUCCAUCAUCGAGUGAGAUUAGUAAGGACACAACUCAGAUUUGGCUUCCGGAUGCAUGAAUGGGUCUUUUUUAUAUGGUGGAGAAAGUUGCAAGUAUCGGAUUAUGUUAUAUACAACUGAUUUUUUUGGCCAGUUUACAGAACUUGAUGGUGUUAAUGAUUUUUUUUUUUUUUUUUGCUUUGUUUAACUUUCGUCUCUCAUUAUUUUUGUAUCAUCUGUUUAUUGAUUGAGCAAGAUUCCAUGAACAACUUUUGCUUGUGAGA